Molecule: messenger RNA, 1228 nt
Organism: Camelina sativa (false flax)
Lineage: Eukaryota; Viridiplantae; Streptophyta; Magnoliopsida; Brassicales; Brassicaceae
Product: U11/U12 small nuclear ribonucleoprotein 31 kDa protein
Biological process (GO): mRNA splicing, via spliceosome
Cellular component (GO): U12-type spliceosomal complex
Molecular function (GO): RNA binding; zinc ion binding
Source: RefSeq, a predicted model, not a curated record
UUCAUUACAUUCGAAAAUAUAAAAUGUGUUUUUUUUUCCCUUCAAUCAAAUAAUUAUGUUUCGAAAGAUGCGCUUAGGCCAUAGUUGAAAGUGAAAAAAUGAAGAAGAAGAAGGUUCACCAUAGCGACGAUGAAGAGGACGACACUUUCUACUAUCGCUACUCUUCCGUCGCAGCACCACCGUCUUCGAACCCUAAACAACCUUCUUCCUCCUCCUCCUCCGCCAAAUCAUCAGCUCCCAGCGGCGGAUCUGGCGGCUUAGCUCCUUCGAAAUCAACACUCUACGUCUCCAAUCUCGAUUUCUCCCUAACCAAUUCCGACAUCCACACUCUCUUCUCCACCUUCGGCAAGGUCGCUCGUGUCACUGUUCUCAAGGAUCGCCACACUCGCCGCUCACGUGGCGUAGCGUUCGUGCUCUACGUCUCUCGCGAAGACGCGGCUAAAGCAGCGGGUUCCAUGGACGGGAAGAUACUUAACGGCCGGAAACUAACGGUUUCGAUCGCCGCAGAUAACGGACGUGCGUCGGAGUUUAUUAAGAAGAGAGUGUACAAGGAUAAGUCGAGGUGUUACGAGUGCGGAGACGAAGGGCAUCUUUCAUAUGAGUGCCCUAGGAAUCAAUUGGGUCCAAGGGAGAGACCACCGCCGCCUAAGAAAAGAGGGCGGCGGAAGGAGGAGGAAGGAGAGGCUGAGGAAAUUAGGGAUUGGUCUGCUGCGCCGUCGUCGUCGUUGACUGUGGCUGAGGAUGUAUUUGAGGAGGACAAUUGGGCUUCGGUGGUGGAUAAUGAAGCUGGAGAGAGGUUGAGAAUGAGAGAAGCAGAGGAAGAAGAAGAGCGGAGGAAGAAGAGAAAAGACAAGACAGCUAGUUACUUUAGUGAUGAGAGCGAUGAUGAAGAUUAGAGUUAUUAAGAUCCAUUUUCUGAGUUUGUGAAUACUGAAUUAGAUAGAGAGAGAUAUAUGAUCAUAAGCUUCAGAGCAUCUUCGAUUCACCUUUGUGUUUCAGAUUCUGGAUUUGAGUUGAUCUGAGGUUUUGUCUUGAUGAGUCUGCUUCUUUUGUCUAAGUGAUUUAGCGUCCAAGAAGAUACGUUUUCACCAGAAAGCGCAACUCUUUUGAGUUCUUGUUUGAAGAUUACAUCGUUGUUUUGAUUUUAAGAGUACACUCUUAUACAAUCCAGUGUAUCUCUGUCACCUAUUGAGUUAUAUACAGUGAGAUCAAUUUUCAGGUUUGUUAA